Columba livia (rock pigeon) is the source of this 2435-nucleotide messenger RNA. It is a transcript of the gene CENPN, whose product is annotated as centromere protein N. NCBI's taxonomy places the organism in Eukaryota, Metazoa, Chordata, Aves, Columbiformes, Columbidae. The record is from RefSeq and is a predicted model, not a curated record. Gene Ontology annotation, biological process: chromosome segregation; CENP-A containing chromatin assembly. Bases 208 to 1248 code for a protein of 346 amino acids. The transcript has 11 exons. Gene Ontology annotation, cellular component: nucleoplasm.
GCUUGGCGGGAGGGAAGCGCUGGUGUGUGUGCGGUUCCGCGGCCGGGCGGCUGCAGCGGCUGCCCGGGGCGCAGGUAGGGGUGCGGGAUUCUCUUCUGUUCUAUUUUGUUCUAUUCUGUUCAGAUACGCGGCUUCCUUCGUGUCCGUUGAGGCCACCUGGACGCUUAUGGGAUCGGACAGGCAGUAACGGCUCUGGGUAGCUUCAUCAUGGAUGAAACUGUUGCUGAGUAUAUCCGAAGGACUGUACUAAAAAUCCCACGGGAUGAAAUCAAGACAAUGCUACAGAAAUGGGGUUUUCUCUCCGAGGCCCAGCUGCAGACCAUAAACUUCCACCAGAUGAAGGACAACAUUUCUCAAGACGUUGUUCAGCUCUGCGAGGAGAAUUCUGCAAGCAUAAAGCAAGCAGCUGUCCUAGACAUAAUUUACAACCACAGCUACCCAAACAAAAGAAUAUGGAGUGUUUACCAGAUGAACAAAACAGAGGAAGAAACAGAUUUUUUUGACUUAACAGAUUUCAGAAAAAAAUUUAAAAGACAACUUCGGUCAACCUUGAAAAAUGUCACCAUCAACUUCAGAGAAUAUGAGAAUAAUGCAAUCUGGAUCCGAAUUGCCUGGGGAACACCGUACACAAAACCGAACCAGUACAAAACCAGCUAUGUUGUCUACCACUCACAGACCCCCUACGCCUUCAUUUCACUCUCAGUGCUUAAGAGCAAUUUGCCUCUGCUAUGCCAGGCCCUGGUUGUUGCUUCCAAUUACCAAGACAUCCAUGAAAUGGAGCUUCGAAGUCAUUCUUUAAACUCCCUUGAAGAUAUGGUGUUUAAAAGAUACAGCCAGAACUUCGAAACUUAUUGCCCAAGACCUCUACAAGAAAGCACUGUAGCACAAGAAACUGCAGGUUUAAGGAUAGUCCAAGAAGACAUAAACGAGAAAGAAAGAAUACUGAGAGUGAAUCGGGAAGCUUUCGGUGAUGGUCCCCAACCAAAACUCGAAUUUGCAGAAUAUAAGCUUGAGACGAUGUUUACAAGUGAUCCUAAACUGGAGGUUUUGGAUAAAAAAGAACCGUUCAGAUGCAUGGUCAGGUUUCAUAGCCCACAUCUUUUAGAAUCGCUGAAAUCCUUGGCACCCGCGGGUAUGGCUGACGCACCACUUUCACCACUACUUACAUGUAUACCACAUAAAGCUAGGAAUUACUUUAAAAUUAGAGAGAAAAAAGGUUUACUUCCAGGAAGCUUUGUAAGCCCUUAACUUAAAAUUGAUUCAUAGAGAAAUAUACAUGUCAUUUAUUACUGGUAUUAAUCUAAAUCAUCAUAACCCUUAAACCAGAUAUUUAAAAAAUAACGUAUUUGUUAAAAUUUUGAAGUUUCUUCCAAAUUAUUACUUUGAAUUAUUUUUCCACACUCAUUUUGAACAGAAGAGUUAGCCCUUUUCUUCAAUAAUUUUAAAACAAAAGUUAGUAGCAAAGCUUAAACAGAGAAUGUGUGGUUAUUUUAAUUAUUUCUAGUAGUAUUCGUGAAGGUUAAGCUAUCUUAAAGCUAAAGAUACAAGAAGAGAGCUGUAGCGAUCCAGUUUACUAUCAUGACGUAGAUGGCGAAGAUACUGGAGGUGGCCGUGUCUCGGUUCCAGCCCAGCAGCGGCACAGAACACCUGCCCCACUUCAUCACGGGAACAGCCCCAUUCAAAUACGCAGAACUACUUGUCUGCCAGUCAGGCACGUUUUUGUCUCGGUAGAUGAGGAAGAUAUUCAAAGACCAUUAUAGGGCAAGGGGAAGAAGAGACUCUUGGAAUAUAGAUGUCAGUAAGAAGUUUCAGUCCAGCUUUAAUGGGUAUUAAUUCAGAUCCAGAGUUUUUGCUGACCAAGCUCAACAGCCAAUAACAAACACUUAAUACCAACAGACUGAUUUUUUUGUUUAGGUUUGGUUUUUUGUUAUUUAAUGUCUUGUGAAAUUUGAUCUUAAAGGAAUACAGUGAAACAGGCAAUAAUUUUCUUUUGAAGAAUUCCAUGGUUUAGAAUAUUUCAAAUAGUAUUUGAUCCCUCUGCAAUCCUUGCACAUUACUGCUUGCUUGUGCUUGGGGACACAAAGAUGCAGAAUCGAGAUGGCAACAGUCACUGAUGCAAACAACAGCUUUAUACUGGAGUUAUUUAUAGUUGGUAAUACAGGGAUUUUUGUAUAACUUGCUGCAUCAUUUUUGAGAUGGAUUUGAUCUGAAAAUUCAGAUAUAGCGUACAAAUGUUUCUUGUUUAAAUUCUGUUAGCUGGAAACUUUGUGCAUGUACUUUGUGUAUGUGGAAUUUCCGAUUUACUUUAGGUAGGUCGGUGUGGUGAGAUGCUCUUCAUAGCAUCAUGGCACACACAGUGAAUAUUUGGAGAGGUUGUAUGGGAAUGUUUUGAUUUUUAAAACUGUAAAUAAACAUGUAAGUUAAGUCUUCUCCUA